AAGUGAGGAUCGUUCUGCUGGGAAACGACUGGUUUGAAAGAAGCUCAGUGGGAAACAUGUUAUUGGAAGAGAACAGGUUUGAGAAGAACAGAGAACCAGAAAGCUGUCUGAAAGUCACAGGAACGAUCAAAAACAAACUAUUUGUUCUAAUAAACACACCAAAUCUGUGCCUUGAAUCUUCUGAAGAAGACUUUAGAAAACAUGUGGAUCAAUGUGAGAAACUCUCUGCUCCUGGGCCUCAUUUGUUCCUGCUGGUUCUACAGCCUGAAAACUUCACAGAGAAAGACAAACUGAACCUGUCUACAUUUCUUGAAGAUUUUAGUGAUCAAGCAUUUGGCCACUCAUGUGCUCUGAUAGUAUCCAAUAAAACAAAGAGUUCUGGUUCCAUGGAAGAAUAUAUGCUAAAUCAACAGCUGAAAGAAUUAAUUAAGAGAUGUAAACAGAUAAUGUUAAUGGGAUAUAAUUAUGAACAAAAACGACUGUUAAUGGUUAUUGAAGAAAUGGUGAAGAACUCUAAAGAAGAACAUGUCACCAGAGGAGUUCUCAAAGAUCCAACAGCAGCUGCGCAAAGUCAGCAUGCAAGAGACGCACAUCAGCUCCGAAUAGUGAUGUUUGGAAAGAGUGAAGACAAGAAAACAACUUUGGGAAACAUCUUAACAGCGAAAAAGGACUUUACCGAUUCACCAUUUAGUACUUCUAGAAUAAUUUCUUCCAAACACUGUGAUGUUGUCAAAGGUUCAUGGAACAGUAAACCAGUAACAGUGGUGAGGACUUCAGACUUAUCCAGUUUAUCUGUGGAAAGUCUGAGAAAAGAGAUCCAGAAAUGUGUGGAGUUCUGCUCUCCUGGACCAAAUGUUCUGCUGCUGUUGGUGAAGCCUUCAGAUUUUACUGAAGAGGACAGAAAAACACUGAAGUUCAUCCUGAGUUUGUUUCUACCAGAUGCCUUCAAACAUUCAAUGGUUAUCCUGACACAUAAUGAGAAGCCUGAGGAUAAAGCAGUAGAAAAACUGAUCAAUGACUGCAAGCAAAGGAAACUCAGAGUCAGUCUUCACAAACAUGAAAUCUCAUCAGAUGACCGGAAGAAAAUGACAGAAGAAAUAGAAAAGCUUGUUUGUGACAAUAGAGGAGAAUAUCUAACGCUGAGUUAUGAAGAUGAUUUCAUGCCUUUGUUGAACAGACCCACACCUUCACUGAACCUGGUUCUGUUUGGUAGAAGAGGAGCAGGGAAGACUUCAGCUGUUGAUGCCAUCUUAGGAAAAGAAAGAUUUGGACCAAAGGCCAACUCCUCAGAGUGUGUUAGAAACCAGGGAGAGGUUCAUGGACGUUGGGUUUCUGUGGUGGAGCUGCCUGCCUUGUGUGGAAAAGCUCAGCAGGAAGUGAUGGAGGAAUCAUUCAGGUGUAUCUCCCUCUGUGAACCUGAGGGUGUUCACGCCUUCAUCCUGGUCCUACCUGUGGGUCCCCUCACUGAUGAAGACAAGGGAGAGUUACAGACCAUCCAGGACACAUUCAGCUCUAGAGUCAAUGACUUCACCAUGAUCCUGUUCACCACAGAGUCAGAUCCUACACAUCCUAACUUCAUAGAGAAUGAUAGAAACACCCAGGAGCUUCUUCAGAGCUGUGGAGGAAGAUAUGUUGUUCUCAACAUGAAGGAGAGGAAGCAGAUCCCAGAACUCUUGAAAAAAGUGGAGAAGAGUAUUUCUGAGAGGGGGAAUCGUUCCUGCUACACGACUAACACAUUAAUACAUGGUAUAACGGAGAAAAUGUCCAUUCUACAAGCUGAAGUUCAGAAAUUCAGAACAGAGACUGCUCUCACAGAUAUUGAGGAGAAGAAGAGCCCAGAAUGUCUCAGGAUUGUUCUGAUUGGGAAAACUGGUUGUGGGAAGAGCUCAUCAGGAAACACCAUUCUUGGAAGAAAUGAAUUCAGAUCUGUACCACUUCAACAGUCAGUCACAAAGUUCUGUCAGAAAGCCCAAAGUGAGGUGGAUGGUUGUCCUGUUAUUGUUGUUGACACUCCUGGUCUGUUUGAUGACACUUUGUCUCACGAAGAAGUCAUUGACGAGCUGGGGAAAUGUAUGAGUCUUCUGGCUCCAGGUCCACAUGUCUUCCUGCUGGUGUUAGAGAUCAGUAGAUUCACACCAGAGGAGAUGGAGACGUUAAAACUCAUCAAGAAAGUUUUUGGAAAAGAUUCUGAGAAGUUCACCAUCAUCCUUUUUACUGGAGGAGACAAAUUGGAACGUCACAAAAUAACAGUCAGUGAGUACAUUGCAAGUUGCAAUGAUUCUUGUAAGAAGCUGAUCGCUGACUGUGGAGAAAGAUAUCAUGUGUUUAACAAUGUUAAUGAACAGAACCGCUCACAGGUCAGUGAGCUGAUCAGAAGGAUCAACACAAUGGUGAAGCAAAAUGGAGGAGACUACUACACCAAUGAGAUGCUGCAGGAAGCUGAAGCUGCCAUUAGGAAAGAAAUAGAGAGAAUACUAAAGGAAAAGGAAGAGGAGAUGGAAAAAAUAAAAGAGGAGCUUAAAAGAAAACACAAGGAAGAAAAAGAAGAAAUGGAAAAACAAAUUGAGAAACAGAGAGCAGACAUGGAAAAAGAAAGAAAAUUGAAAACUGAACAACUUCAAGAGAUGGAAGAAAACAUUAACAGGGAACGAGAGCAAAGAAAGAGAGAACAGAAAGAAAGAGAAGAAGAAAAGAAGAAAAGAAAAGCGUUUGAAGAACAACAACAACAAGAGUGGGAGAAAAAACAAAAGGCUUUAGAGGAAAAAAUGAAAUCAGAAUCAGCAGAAAAGGAAAAUAUUGACAGGAAAUUAGAACAGAUGAGGAAAGAAAUGGAAGAAGAACGUGAAAAAAAGGAGAAGGAAAGAAAACAGUGGUGGGAAAAAAGAGAGAGAGAGAAUGAAGAGAGACGAGAAGAGGAGCAACGGAAACUGAAAAAGCUUCAAGAAGAAUUUGAGAAAGAAAGAGAAGAAUAUGAAACUAAACUUAAAGAUGAUGAACAGAAAAGAAAAGAAAAAGAACAAAAACUUCAAACAGACCUUAAAGAAAUGGAAACAAGGAUAAAUCUGGAGCAGGAGGAGAAAAAGAAAGAACAAGAGAAGAGAAAAGAAGAGGAAAGGAAAAGAGAAGAGGAGGAGAAAAACCAACAACAUGAGUGGGAGCAAACACAGAAAAAAUUGGAGGAAAAAAUCAAAUCAGAAUCAAAGGAUAAAGAGACUAUCAGCAUGAAACUGGAAGAGAUGAGUAAAGAGAUGAAACAAAAACGAGAAGAAUGGGAGAGGGAAAGAAGAAAAAGAAAACAACAGGAUGAAGAGGAACAGAAAAAACGCAAAGAGCUGGAAGAAAAAUUAGAAAAAGAAAGACAAGAACUUAAGAACAAAAUAGAAUCUGAUAAAAAGCGACAGAAAAAGGAGGAGAAGGAGAGAAAACAGAUAGAGAAACAACUCAGAGAAAUGGAAGAAAAGAUUGAGAUGGAGAGGGAACAGAGAAAGAGAGAACAGGAAAAAAGGGAGAAAGAAGACAAAGAAAGAAAAGAAGAGGAGGAACGACAACGACAGGAGUGGAUGAAAAAACAAAAUGCUUUAGAUAACAGAAUCCGGUCCGAGUCAGAAGAAAAGGAGAAAAUUAACAAGGAAUUGGAGCAGAGCAGAAAAGAGAUGGAAGAAAAACGAGAAGAAUGGGAGAAGGAAAGGAGAGGGUGGUGGGAAAAACGACAAAAAGAGGAUGAAGAGAAGCGUGAAGAACUAAAAAUGCUUCAAGACGAAUUUGACCAAGAAAGAGAAAAAUAUGAGAUAAAAAGAAAAGAAGAUGAGAAGAGACGAGAAGAAGAAGAGAAGCAAAGAAAAGAAUUAGAGCAAAACUAUGAGAAUGAAAUUCAGAACAUGAAGAGUAAAUAUGAGGAAGAGGCCAGAAAAAAAGCUGAAGAGUUCAAUGAGUUUCAAGAGAAAUACAAGAAGGAACUUAUUGAGAAACAUGAGGAAGAAUUAAAAGCUAUGAAGGAUAACCACAGGAAAGAAAUGGAAACAAAAGAGAAAGAGCUGAAAGAUACAGAAGAAGAAAAGAAAAAAUUAGAUGACAUAAGGAGAAAACAAAAAAAAGAACUGGAUGAUUUAAAAGAGAAAUUUGUUGUAAAGCAUUGUGUUACUAGUUAA
Cyprinodon tularosa is the source of this 4148-nucleotide messenger RNA. RefSeq lists its product as uncharacterized. Lineage: Eukaryota; Metazoa; Chordata; Actinopteri; Cyprinodontiformes; Cyprinodontidae. Bases 57 to 4148 code for a protein of 1363 amino acids. The transcript is spliced from 3 exons. The record is from RefSeq and is a predicted model, not a curated record. Gene Ontology annotation, molecular function: GTP binding.